GCGAGGACAGGAAGCCAGAAGGCGGCCCUGGGCCACCCCGCGUCAUUGAGACCGUGCGACCCGGAAUCCGGGCUUGGACUUGGCUCUCAGCUCCUCGUUUCACACUCACGUGUCAUUACCUGUGGUUUUUGUCUUUGCUCUCCCCCCCACCCCGCACAGAUCCGGAGUUAGGUGUCGGCACACUGCCCGAACAUGACAGCCAGGAUGCAGGGCCGAUUGUCCCCAAGAUAUCCGGUCUAGAGAGAAGCCAGGAGAAGAGCCAGGACUGUUUGAAAGAGCCCAUCUUUGAGCCCGUGGUGCUUAAAGACCCCUGCCCUCAGGUCCCCCAGCCGCUGCCCCAGCCCCAGGCGGAACCCCAGCCCCGAGCUCCUUCUCCAGACCCCGACCUGGUGCGGCGCACAGAGGCCCCGCCUCAGCCCCCACGUCCAAGCACACAGCCACCACAGGCGCCCCCAGAGGCCCAGCUUCAGCCCGCCCCUCAGCCUCCGGUGCAGAGGCCGCCGAGGCCGCAGUCCCCCACCCAGCUGCUCCACCAGAGUCUCCCGCCUGUGCAGGCCCGUCCCUCAUCCCAGAGCCUCACCCAGCCAUUGUCCGCCUACAACAGCAGUAGCUUAAGCCUCAACAGCUUAAGCAGUAGCAGAAGCAGCACCCCAGCAAAGACUCAGCCCGCCCCGCCUCACAUCUCUCACCACCCUUCGGCCUCCCCGUUCCCCCUGUCACUGCCCAACCACAGCCCCUUGCACAGCUUCACACCCACCCUCCAGCCCCCUGCACACUCACAUCACCCCAAUAUGUUCGCCCCUCCCACGGCUCUGCCUCCGCCACCACCUCUGACUUCAGGGAGUCUGCAGGUCCCCGGACACCCGGCCGGAAGCACUUACUCAGAGCAAGACAUCUUGCGACAGGAACUGAACACACGCUUUCUGGCCUCUCAGAGUGCUGACCGCGGGGCUUCCCUGGGCCCUCCGCCCUACCUGCGGACCGAGUUCCACCAGCACCAGCACCAGCACCAGCACACGCACCAGCACACGCACCAGCACACCUUCACGCCGUUCCCCCACGCCAUCCCCCCCACCGCCAUCAUGCCGACGCCAGCACCUCCCAUGUUUGACAAAUACCCUACAAAAGUUGACCCAUUCUACCGGCACAGUCUCUUCCAUUCCUACCCUCCUGCAGUAUCGGGCAUCCCCCCUAUGAUUCCACCCACUGGUCCUUUUGGUUCACUACAAGGAGCAUUUCAGCCGAAGACCUCCAACCCUAUCGAUGUCGCUGCUCGACCCGGGACCGUCCCGCACACUCUGCUCCAGAAGGACCCGAGGUUGACAGAUCCUUUCAGACCUAUGUUAAGGAAACCAGGGAAGUGGUGUGCUAUGCAUGUUCACAUCGCCUGGCAAAUCUACCACCACCAACAGAAAGUCAAGAAACAGAUGCAGUCAGACCCACAUAAGCUGGACUUCGGAUUGAAACCCGAGUUCCUGAGCCGCCCCCCAGGCCCCAGCCUCUUCGGAGCCAUCCACCACCCCCAUGACCUGGCCCGGCCUUCAACUUUGUUCUCUGCCGCUGGUGCUGCACACCCAACCGGGACCCCUUUCGGGCCACCGCCUCAUCACAGCAACUUCCUUAACCCUGCCGCUCACCUGGAGCCUUUUAACCGUCCGUCUACGUUCACUGGCCUCGCAGCGGUUGGUGGCAAUGCCUUCGGGGGACUUGGAAAUCCUUCAGUUACACCCAACUCAAUGUUCGGCCACAAGGAUGGCCCCAGUGUGCAGAACUUUAGCAGCCCUCACGAGCCCUGGAACCGGCUGCACCGAACGCCUCCGUCGUUCCCGACCCCUCCGCCCUGGCUGAAGCCAGGCGAGCUGGAGCGUAGCGCGUCCGCUGCAGCUCAUGACAGAGAUAGAGACGUAGAUAAACGAGACUCAUCUGUUAGUAAAGAUGACAAAGAAAGGGAAAGCGUUGAGAAAAGACACUCCAGCCACCCUUCACCAGCACCUAUCCUCCCAGUGAGCACCCUGGGACAUAACCGUAGCUCCGCUGAACAGAUCAGGGGUCAUUUGAACACUGAGGCUCGCGAGAAAGACAAAUCCAAAGAGAGGGAGAGAGACCACUCGGAAUCCCGCAAGGACCUGACCGCCGACGAGCACAAGGCGAAGGAGGGCCACCUGCCGGAGAAGGACGGCCACGGCCACGAGGGGCGAGCCACGGGCGAAGAGGCCAAGCAGCUGGCCCGGGUGCCGUCACCCUACGUGCGGACCCCCGUGGUGGAGAGCGCCAGGCCCAACAGCACCUCGAGCCGCGAGGCCGAGCAGCGCAAGAGCGAGCCGGCCUACGAGAACCCCAAGAAGAGCUCGGAGGUCAAGGUGAAGGAGGAGCGCAAGGAAGACCACGACCUGCCUCCGGAGGCCCCGCAGACCCACCGGUCUUCGGAGCCACCUCCUCCGAACUCCUCGUCCAGCGUGCACCCGGGGCCCCUGGCCUCGAUGCCCAUGACGGUGGGGGUGACGGGCAUUCACCCCAUGAACAGCAUCAGCAGCCUGGACAGGACUCGCAUGAUGACCCCGUUCAUGGGCAUCAGCCCCAUCCCGGGCGGAGAGCGGUUCCCGUACCCUUCUUUCCACUGGGACCCCAUACGGGACCCUCUGAGGGAUCCCUACCGAGAACUUGACAUUCACCGGAGAGACCCGCUGGGCAGGGACUUCCUGCUAAGGAACGACCCUCUGCACCGUCUCUCGACGCCGCGGCUCUACGAAGCCGAUCGCUCCUUCAGGGACAGGGAGCCUCACGAUUACAACCACCACCACCACCACCACCACCACCCUCUGUCUGUGGACCCUCGGCGGGAGCACGAGCGCGGGGCUCACCUGGAAGAGCGGGAGCGCUUGCACAUGCUCAGAGAAGACUACGAACACACACGGCUCCACCCCGUGCACCCCGCCUCCCUGGACGGACACCUGCCGCACCCCAGCCUCCUCACCCCGGGGCUCCCCAGCAUGCACUACCCCAGGAUCAGCCCCACCGCGGGGCACCAGAACGGACUGCUCAACAAGACCCCCCCGACGGCGGCGCUGAGCGCGCCCCCCCCGCUCAUUUCCACGCUGGGGGGCCGCCCGGUCUCCCCCAGAAGGACUACCCCUCUGUCUGCAGAGAUGAGGGAGAGGCCUCCUUCCCACACCCUGAAGGAUAUCGAAGCUCGGUAAGGAGGGCAGGACGCGAGGGAGGAAAGAGAAGCCCUUGCGCACCAACAGGGCGCCAGACCGGAGACGGGGAGCCAGCGCGGGCCCACCAGACUGGGGGGGGGGGGGGGCCGCACGCCCCGCCUCCUCCCCUUGUAAAAAAUGUAUAGGCUCCAGUGCAGAUUUUGAAAUGGUUUUUUUUUUUUUUUUGUAUAUCAUAUGUUGAAAUUUUUCAGAUCUUUCAGCCAAGUCCUAUGUUCUCAUGUCUCUAACUCUUUUGGUUUCUUGCAUAAGACUUUUUGAUUUGAACCAAAACAGUGAAGACGACAGACACACAGCGACGCGGUGGUGACUGGGGGAGAGACAAACAGCGGUCCACGCAGCCCAUCGUGCGAAGCUCCUUCAGAUGAGAAAGGAAGGCCGUGUACAUAGCUAUGUAAAAACACACACACAGAAAAAAC
Messenger RNA from Herpailurus yagouaroundi (jaguarundi), 3634 nucleotides. RefSeq names its product activator of transcription and developmental regulator AUTS2 (gene AUTS2). The transcript has 13 exons. Lineage: Eukaryota; Metazoa; Chordata; Mammalia; Carnivora; Felidae. The record is from RefSeq and is a predicted model, not a curated record. Bases 792 to 3197 code for a protein of 801 amino acids.